Zymoseptoria tritici IPO323 is the source of this 540-nucleotide messenger RNA. RefSeq lists its product as uncharacterized. The transcript has 6 exons. Lineage: Eukaryota; Fungi; Ascomycota; Dothideomycetes; Mycosphaerellales; Mycosphaerellaceae. Gene Ontology annotation, biological process: proton transmembrane transport. Gene Ontology annotation, cellular component: vacuolar proton-transporting V-type ATPase complex. The coding region runs from base 55 to 417 and encodes 120 amino acids. The record is from RefSeq and is a predicted model, not a curated record. Gene Ontology annotation, molecular function: proton-transporting ATPase activity, rotational mechanism.
CGGAACAACACUUCAGCCUCUCAUCCCGCCCGCUGCAGACCUAGCCAGAUCAAUAUGGCCGCCCAAAACUCAGCCGGUAUCCAGACGCUGCUCGACGCAGAGCGAGAGGCGCAGAAGAUUGUACAGAAAGCCCGAGAAUACCGAACGAAGAGAGUGAAGGAUGCCCGCUCAGAGGCGCAGAAGGAGAUCGAGGAGUACCGAAACCAGAAGGAAGAGGAGUUCAAGACUUUUGAGAAGCAGCACACAUCUGGCAAUGAGAAGGCCGAGCAGGAUGCCAACAAGGACACAGAGAAGCAAUUGAACGAGAUCAAGCAGGUUGGAAGCAAGACUGGACCGAAAGUGGUGGACGACCUGCUCAAGGCGGUCAUGGAGCCGCACCCAGAGGUGCCGGACAGAGCGGAGCAGCCGGUGGCAUAGCGCGGAAGGUCUACAUGGACAGAGAGAUGAGACUCCACGUGUCUGAAUCGUCUGUAUCACGCAUGGAGUUGAAUGUUCGAUACGAUUUGAGCUUGGGCUCCGGUUUCCCAUGCACGCAUAACG